GUUUUUCCAGUGGAUUAAUACCCCAAUAAAGACGUUAGUUGUUUCGGAAAAAAUGUUAAAGUCGCUAGCUCCGAUCGAAGGAAACCAACAGCCGUUGCUGCAGUUGCUCUGGGAGGACAAGGAGGUCAAAUUUGAUGUGCCCCAACUGCAAAAGAAUCUGCGGAGCGGAGAGCGAGUGCUCGACUACAUUUACCACAUCGAAGACAGCAAAGGAAAUCCGGGGGACACGGGUCGCCUGAUGGUAACCAAUUUGCGGAUUAUAUGGCACUCGCUGGUCCACAAGAAGUACAAUCUGUGUAAGUGCUUGCAGUUCUGCUUACCAUCCAAUGAACUAGAAAUUGCAUUUUCCCAAGAAGCCAUUGGCUAUGCUCGGAUUGGCAACACCAACACUCGGGUAGUUCAUAUGCACUCCAAAGCCAGGAUAGCCAGCCAGGCCCUCUACAUCCUGGCGGUAAGCAACGAGACUCGCUUUGAGUUCCUUUUCACCGACGUAUCUGGGGAAACGUCGCGUCGCGAUCAGCCGAUCUUCGCCAGCGUGUUCGACGUAUAUCACCUGUAUCAGCGUACUUAUCUCUACCGCGACCUGAAGCUGCGCGGAGCCAUCGUCCAAGCAGGUCAACUGGUUAUCCUACCAGAUGAGCAAGUCUUCAGCCAUGUGCAGGGCGUGUGGAAUUUGUCCAGCGACCAGGGCAACCUGGGCAGUUUCGUGGUAACCAAUAUUCGCCUGGUGUGGUUUGCAGAUGCCAACGAGACCUUCAACAUCAGUUUGCCAUAUCUACAGAUUGAGAGCCUCCGCGUUCGGGAGUCCAAGUACGGACCCGCUUUGGUAAUCCAAACAGCGGAAACGGGAGCAGGAUAUGUACUCGGAUUCCGCGUCGAUCCCGCCGAGCGGCUAAACGAGUUGUUCAAGGAGCUCAGCUCGCUACGCGCCAUUUAUGGCGAGCAGCCCAACUUUGGCAUCCAAUACAAUGCGAAUGACGCCCGGCGGCGAUUGGAGGCGGCCGCCGAGGAAGCUGCGCAGACCUCCCAGUUCAAGGUGGACAACUUCGAGGAGCUGGACGAGCGGCAGGAGCGGGAGAUCAACACCAAGCUCAACAGCUACCUCGCCGAGGGCUGUUUGGGCAAGGUGCCCAGUCAGGGCGAGAGAGCUCCGGUUUACUGCAAGGAACUGGGCUUUGCCAUGGAGCCCAUUAGGGAUGGCUACAAAUUGCAAGACCUGUGGAACGUUAUGCCCACCAAAAUGGAAACGAUGGAAUGAAUAUGUUAUACCCGAGAAAGUUGAUUCAUAGUCAUUGCAAUAAAAUAUGAAAUUGUGAAUCAAA
This is a messenger RNA of Drosophila sechellia, 1322 nucleotides long. It is a transcript of the gene BBS5, whose product is annotated as Bardet-Biedl syndrome 5 protein. The coding region runs from base 53 to 1258 and encodes 401 amino acids. NCBI's taxonomy places the organism in Eukaryota, Metazoa, Arthropoda, Insecta, Diptera, Drosophilidae. The transcript has 4 exons. Gene Ontology annotation, biological process: intracellular transport; cilium assembly. Gene Ontology annotation, molecular function: phosphatidylinositol-3-phosphate binding. Gene Ontology annotation, cellular component: ciliary basal body; BBSome. The record is from RefSeq and is a predicted model, not a curated record.